Messenger RNA from Adineta steineri, 1542 nucleotides. The record is from the annotation of a GenBank genome assembly. NCBI's taxonomy places the organism in Eukaryota, Metazoa, Rotifera, Eurotatoria, Adinetida, Adinetidae.
AUGAACAAAUGCUUGAAUAUACUCGAUUUACCUGAUGAACUUUUACUUAUUAUUUGUAAUAAAAUGAAUAUAGUUGAUGUUCUAUAUUCACUUGUGAAUGUUAAUCAACGACUUGAUCAAUUAGUACUUGAUCCUCUUACUAUUCGUAAUCUUGAUAUGACUAUUAGAACUUUUGAAUCGGUAUAUGAUCAGACCUUUUCAAUAGAUGAUAAAAUUCUUUCAAGAAUAUGUGAUCAAAUCUUAUGUCGAAUUUAUGAUCAAAUAAAUGCACUUACUAUUGAACAAUAUUCAAUAAAACGUAUUCUUCAUGCUACUGAUUAUCCUCAACUAUAUUCAUUAUCACUCAUUAAUUUUGAAGGAAAAAUACUUGAUCAAUAUUUAACAGAUGAUUCUGUUCUUCGUGAUUUGCUCAGUGAACAAAUAACACAUCUUAAUAUUGAUAUAAAGAAUGCAAAUAGAGAAUUGACUGAAAUUACAAGAAAAAUUUUUGUAUUAAUUUUAUCUUUAUGUAAAAAAUUAACUGAAUUAAAUUUUUGUGAUUUAUUUUUUGAACGAAAACAUUGGAAUUAUAUUUCUCGUUUAACAAGAACAAGUUUAACGUCUUCAACUUUAACUAAAUUAAAAAUUAAUCUUGCAACAUUUGCUGACUGCUUGUUUCUUCUUAAUGGAGAUUUCGAAUGUUUAACAACAUUAAUUGUUCAUGUGAAAAAAAAACUCCCCAAAUUAAAAUAUUUGUCGUUUAUUUCACCUGAUUACACAGAUAAACAUGACACUCAAGUUUUUCCAUUUAUUCGUCGAAUGAUAAAUCUUGAAGAAUUAAAGUUAUAUUUAUUAAUAGACGUAUAUGAUGCAAAUUAUAUUGAUGGUAUUCAAUUAUAUAAUGAACUUCUUUGUCAUAUGAAUAAAUUAAAUCAAUUUACAUUUAACAUUCAGACACGUACCUAUCGAUGUUACACUGAUAUUAACUUUUCAUCAAAUGAAGAUAUUCAACGUAGUUUCAUUGGAAAAGACAUAUAUAAACAAAUUGAUUCAUAUAUCAAUACUAAAUCAUGUUUUCGAUCAAAAUGUCAUAUUUAUUCACUUCCAUAUCAAUUCGAAUAUUUACUUGAAAUUAAUAAUUCUUUUCCAGGAGGUACGUUUCAUACAGUUCGACAUUUGGAAGUUAUUGAUAUAUUUCCUUUUGAACAUAAUUUUUUUCAAAUUAUCUCUCAUGAUAUACCUUUUAUCGAAACAUUACGUAUAGAUAAUGAUAAACCACAAAAAUAUAAACACUAUUCAUCUACUGAACUAACUAUGUUUCCUUAUCUUAAACGUCUUAAUCUACAAUCGGCACAUGAAGAUUAUGCUGAACAAUUUCUCUUGAAGAAAAUAACUUAUCUACCUUAUUUAUUUAACCUUAACAUCAAAUGUGAAUCACUAAUAAUGAUAACAAACAAUUUUACCAUUGAUACAACAUAUUUUAACUCUAGUAGAGUAAAACAUCUUUAUCUAAAUCACUCACUUCAUUCAGAAAAUCUUUGUCAAUAUUUUCCUAUGUUAUAA